CAUGUCUGAUCAGACAAGAUCGGAAAUCGUAAGCUCCAUUAUUUCACCGAUCGUAACCAUGGCCGCCGAUCAUGAUCAUCGCCACCACCAUCACCGCCCACACCGCUUAUCCCUGCCACCGCGCACCGCAGUUCCGACCACCACUCCCACUCCUUCAAGGCACCUCUAUCCUCCCUUAACACCCACCCCUACCCCCUCAAAAAUCUCUUCUUUUCCCCUCAAAUCUUCUCACAAAACUUCUUCAAUCUCCUUCCUUUUCCUCCUCCUCUUCUCCCUCCGCUCUCUCUACUCUCUCCUCCCUUUCCUCCGCUCCUCCCCCUCCUCUUUCUCUCUCUUCCCCUUCUCUUUCCUCGUCUCCCUCCUCUCUUUCCUCCUCACUCUCUCCUUCUCUCUCUUCACCUCCCUCUCUUCUUCUCCCUCUCGAGACCCUUUUCGCCAAAAGCAACGUUACCCCAUUUUCUCCCUCACCUUGAUGACCCAAUCCCAGCAAAGCCUUCUCUUAGCAAAAUCUUUCCUCCAAGCUGUGAUCUUUCUCCUCAGAUUCCAAGCCCUCAGGUAUUGCGGCGCUGCAGCGAUGAUUCUGGCCGAGAUUUCAGGAAACGUGGCCGCGCGGUUCUUUGCCGGUGGAAAAAACCGAAACUUUGGUAAUGCCCACAAAUUUGGAUCAUCUAAGAUUUCUGGGUUUGUAGCUUUGUUCCUUGGGUUACUGUUUUUAUCUGUUAGCUGGGACCGAAUUGAAUGUUUUCCUUUGUCUUCUGUGAAUAUUAGUAAGUUUGGGAUUAGUAAGAAUUGUGUUAGGGUUUGGCCUAUGUUGCUUCCAUUUCUGUCUGGGUUUUUGGGGUGCUAUGAAAGGGUUUCAAUGAACUCAGGGAGUAUAAGGGAAAUGGGGCAAAAACGGGUUCGAUUGGUUUCGUUGUUCUAUACAACGGUUUGGCUGUUCAUACCUACUGUUAUAAGUAUGUUUGUGUUUGAAGCAGAAGGGGAUAAUAUCUCUUUAUCGAAUCUCGGUUGGCCCUUAGUGAAUACAGUAGUGUUUGGUGUGCUUUUGAGUGAGAAUUUCACUGAUGAGAGGCCAAAUGCUGCAUCGAAGGAUUUUCAGAGAGAGUAUGUUGUGACUUACGUGUGUACUCUUAUCCUCGAGUUGUUUUAUUUCCCCGAGCUUUCGCUCUGGGGACUGUUGGUUUGUGGAUUCUUGCUUUGGAUAGCCGUGAGGAAUUUGGAUCCGGUUUAUUCUAAUUAUCUUGAAUUGGAAUUGGAAUCGUCUGAGUCUUUAAGUGUGGCUGUUAUGAAGCCCCUUCGCCACAUCUUGAGUGAAAGGAAGUCGCGGAAGAUUGCACUUUUUCUUUUGAUCAAUACGGCGUACAUGGUUGUGGAGUUUGUUGCCGGGUUUAUGAGUAAUAGCCUUGGGUUGAUAUCGGAUGCGUGUCACAUGCUAUUUGAUUGUGCCGCUCUAGCUAUUGGAUUAUAUGCAUCAUACAUAUCCCGAUUGCCAGCUAAUGUUCAAUUUAACUAUGGUCGAGGGAGAUUUGAGGUUCUCUCGGGAUAUGUAAAUGCUGUGUUCCUGGUACUCGUUGGAGCAUUGAUUGUUCUUGAAUCGUUCGAGAGGAUUUUAGACCCUCAGGAGAUUUCUACUAAUAGUCUGCUGGCUGUGUCCGUUGGAGGGCUUUUUGUUAACAUUGUGGGCUUGAUUUUCUUUCACGAGGAACAUCAUCAUGCCCAUGGCGGGGGUGGAUCCUGUUCACAUUCACAUUCACAUUCUCAUUCCCAUUCCCAUUCCCAAUCUGAGUCUCAUAGCCCCCACGUCAACGAUCACCAUCAUACACAUGAUCAUGGCCAUCCAGUUCACAAUCACCAGGAAGAAUAUGUUACUGUUGUCCAUGACUGCCACGAGAAAUCGUGUUCUAGUCAUGAUAAGCAAUGCCACGGUGAUCACGAGCAUCAUGAAUGUAGUAAAGGGCAGCACGAGCAUGACAACAAAGGGCACGGAAGUAAAUCUUCACAUUCUCACGACCAUGGCCACCCUCAUCACCACGAUGAUCACUCCCACCACGAAUGCCAUCACAAUGCUGACCAACAUGUCGCUGUUUCUCACCAGCAUAGUAACGAAAAAGUUAUAUUAAACAGCGGAGAAAAAGGGCAUCAUCACCACCACAUUGACCAUAACAUGGAAGGCAUCUUUUUGCACGUGCUAGCAGACACAAUGGGAAGUGUCGGGGUCGUCAUUUCAACCCUCUUAAUUAAAUACAAAGGGUGGCUUGUUGCAGAUCCCGCCUGCUCAAUUUUCAUAUCCGUAUUGAUAGUAUCCUCAGUUAUCCCGCUGCUCAGGAAUUCAGCCGAAAUUCUGCUGCAAAGAGUCCCUAGAGCUCACGAGCACGACUUGAAGGAAGCCAUAAUCAAUGUUAAGAAGAUGAAAGGCGUGUGUGACAUUCAGAGUCUGCACGCUUGGAGCUUCACAAAUACAGAUGUGGUAGGCACUCUCCACCUUCGCGUCUCGACAGAUACUGACAAGAUUGCUACAAAGAAUAAAGUAUCGGACAUAUUACAUGAUGCCGGUAUAAAGGACUUGACUAUUCAGGUUGAAUGUAUCAAAGAUAGUUAACAGAAUUGGGUGUGUUGAGCAAAUUCCCUUGUGAAGACAUUCUUAGCUCACCUGGAGAGCCCAUAACAGACAUAUGCAUGAGUUUUCAGGUAAGCAGUGUAUGACAGUGUGCCGAAGAGAUGAUUCUGAACUUUGUCGCUACAAGAGUCUGGAAUUCAACUGAUAAGGAAACCGUUUCCUUUUCAGGUAGAACUCCUCUUCCUCAGCACUAUCUAAUUCCGGUAACAAGUGUAUACUCAAAUGACUUCCAGGGCUAAAACAAGUUGAUCUUUGAGAAGCAGCUGAGAUAAUCUUAUAACCUUGACAGACCCAUUGAUGUAAAAAUUGAUUCUUGAAUUUCUUGUUCCAAAAGACAAACAAUACGUCAAUACCUAGUGUACAUUGUUGCUGUGUUUCUUAUCUGUCAUUCUCAACAAUCCCUGUGAGCCUCCUCCCAGGUUUCCACUUCCUGUCAGGCAGAUAAGAACAUUAAGGAUCAACACAGGAUCCUAUAUCUGUUUAACAUUAAGGAUCAAAAUCUGCUUUUUCUUUAUGUUUGGAUCA
Molecule: messenger RNA, 3142 nt
Organism: Ipomoea triloba (trilobed morning glory)
Lineage: Eukaryota; Viridiplantae; Streptophyta; Magnoliopsida; Solanales; Convolvulaceae
Exons: 2
Coding region: 2-2599 (865 amino acids)
Biological process (GO): transmembrane transport; zinc ion transport; intracellular zinc ion homeostasis
Cellular component (GO): membrane; Golgi apparatus
Molecular function (GO): zinc ion transmembrane transporter activity
Source: RefSeq, a predicted model, not a curated record